Pogoniulus pusillus (Red-fronted tinkerbird) is the source of this 963-nucleotide messenger RNA. RefSeq names its product testis specific serine kinase 2 (gene TSSK2). Gene Ontology annotation, cellular component: cytoplasm. The transcript has a single exon. The coding region runs from base 1 to 963 and encodes 320 amino acids. Gene Ontology annotation, biological process: protein phosphorylation; intracellular signal transduction. The record is from RefSeq and is a predicted model, not a curated record. Gene Ontology annotation, molecular function: ATP binding; protein serine/threonine kinase activity. NCBI's taxonomy places the organism in Eukaryota, Metazoa, Chordata, Aves, Piciformes, Lybiidae.
AUGGAUGAUGCUGCCCUGCUUCAAAAGAGAGGUUACACCCUGGGCAACACCAUAGGAGAAGGCUCUUAUGGCAAGGUGAAAGCUGCCUACUGCAACCGCUUCAAGCGCAACGUGGCCAUCAAGAUCAUCGACAAGAAGAACAUUCCCCCUGACUUCGUGCAGAGAUUCCUCCCCAGGGAACUCAAGCUCUUGAGAUGUCUGAGCCACCCCUCCAUCAUCAGAACCUAUGAGAUCCUCGAGGUGACAUCUGGCAAAGUGUACAUUGUGAUGGAGCUGGCGGAAAAGGGAGACCUCCUGAACUACAUCAGGGAGACAGGAGCUAUGGAGGAGGAUGUUGCUUGCAUCAAGUUUCAGCAGUUGGCUUCUGCCAUCAAGUACUGCCACGACUUGGAACUCGUUCACAGGGACCUGAAAUGUGAGAACAUCCUUCUCAAUGAAGACCUCAACAUCAAGCUGUCAGACUUUGGCUUUUCUAAAUCCUUGUCUCGGGAUGAGAACGGAAACAUCAUCCUCAGCCAAACCUUCUGCGGGUCUGCCGCCUACGCAGCUCCGGAGGUGCUGGAGGGCACUCCUUACGACCCCAGGGCUGCUGAUGUCUGGAGCCUGGGUGUCAUCCUCUAUGCCAUGGUCUAUGCUUUAAUGCCCUUUGAUGAUUCCAACGUCAAGAAAAUGAUCUCCCUUCAGAAACGGCAGAGGAUUCCCUUCCCUGACCCAAAACGCCAGACCGCAGACUUUCAGGACCUCGUUUCCCGCUUGCUCCAGCCUGAUGUGUCUCAGAGGCUGUGCAUAGAUGAAGUUUUGAAACACCCGUGGCUGCAGACUCCAAAAUCCACCAUCUCUUCCCCUCUCCCGGCUGCAGAAGAGGGGGAGAGUUCCCAAAGUCCACGUGAAGGAAAGCCUGAGCACCUGCAGCAAACCAAAUCGCAUUCAGGAGGAGGAGAGAAGGGAACAGAAGGCUCUUAA